GUAGAAGGAACGUUUAGAGGCUUAGUGGGGAAAUGGGGCUCAGGAAGAAGACGGGAGGAGCUCAGAGUAGAAGAGAGGUGCGGUUUGGCUGGAGUGUGCCUUAGAGAAUGUGGGUAGGCAUAGUGAGGAGGUCGGAUUUGGUGCGUAAUUUGGAGCGUUUUAUUGAAAAUAUCGGGUCUUCUGUUGAAGGUGGAAAAGGCUUGGAGGGGAGGGGUAUAAAAAAGGGCCGAGAAGGUGACAGGAGUUGAAUGUAGGGGGGUCUAGGAAAGGAUGGGGCUUACUUAAAGGAAAAAUUGGAUGGAGUUUUGGAGGAGAGUCUUAGUGGAGGAGAGAAGGGCUUAGAGAAGUCCAAUAACUUAGAAAGCAUGGUGGGACUUAAAGAGGAAACUAGGAGGAACUUGAAUGAUAAUCGUAAUGUCUUUGUUGUGCACCGGCUUAAGUAAGCACAUAGCACACAUUGCCACAAUUUUACUUAAUCCCAACCCCACUCCACGAGAGAGAGCCCCCACCCAGCGCUGCAUUUCCUGCCGCAAUGGAUGACGCCCCGCUGCCAGCUCCCCUGGUCCCAGCCCCGGCCCCGGCCCCAACCACAGCACCGGCACCGCCCGCGGCUGCCCCCCGGGUCCCAUUUCACUGCAGUGAAUGUGGCAAGAGCUUCCGCUACCGCUCAGACCUGCGGCGCCACUUCGCCCGGCACACAGCGCUCAAACCCCACGCGUGUCCACGUUGUGGCAAGGGCUUCAAGCACAGCUUCAACCUGGCCAACCACCUGCGCUCACACACCGGGGAGCGGCCCUACCGCUGCUCUGCCUGCCCCAAGGGGUUCCGUGACUCCACUGGCCUGCUGCACCACCAGGUUGUCCACACUGGUGAGAAGCCCUACUGUUGUCUGGUCUGUGAGCUCCGCUUCUCCUCACGCUCCAGUCUGGGCCGCCACCUCAAGCGCCAGCACCGCGGGGUGCUCCCAUCUCCACUGCAGCCCGGCCCGGGCCUGCCCACCUUGAGCGGGCCAUGCUCCGUCUGCUGCAACGUAGGGCCCUGCUCAGUGUGCGGGGGUACAGGGGCUGGCAGUGGAGAGGGCCCAGAGGGUGCAGGCGCAGGCCCAGGCAGCUGGGGGCUGGCAGAGGCGGCAGCUGCAGCCGCGGCCUCGUUGCCCCCAUUUGCUUGUGGAGCCUGCGCACGGCGCUUUGAUCAUGGCCGGGAGCUGGCGGCCCACUGGGCCGCGCACACUGACGUGAAGCCUUUCAAGUGCCCGCGCUGUGAGCGUGACUUCAACGCGCCUGCGCUGCUGGAGCGGCACAAGCUGACACAUGACCUGCAAGGGGCGGGUGCGCCCCCAGCGCAGGCCUGGGCCUCGGGGGCAGGCGUUGGUCCGGAGAUAGUCAGUGAGAGUGGCACUGCAGAGGGGGUUGAUGCUCCACCGGCUUGGGACGGUGGGCUGCUCCUGGGCCCUUCAGGGGGCAGCGUGCCUGAGCUAGGGGGGCUGCUCCCUGAGGGCGGCGGGGAGGCCCCAGCACCUGCAGCAGCAGCUGAGCCAUCGGAAGACACCCUGUACCAGUGCGACUGCGGGACCUUCUUCGCCUCAGCCGCUGCCCUGGCCAGCCACCUGGAGGCGCACUCGGGCCCAGCAACCUAUGGCUGCGGCCACUGCGGAGCGCUGUACGCAGCACUGGGGGCCCUAGAGGAGCACCGUAGGGUCAGCCACGGUGAGGGUGGCGAAGAGGAGGCAACGGCGGCCCCGGAGGGAGAGCCAGCAUCUGGGGAGCCCGCGUCUGGCUCGGGCCGCAGCAAGAAGAUUUUCGGCUGUUCCGAAUGCGAGAAGCUGUUCCGCUCACCACGGGACCUGGAGCGGCACGUGCUGGUGCACACAGGUGAGAAGCCGUUCCCGUGCCUCGAGUGCGGCAAGUUCUUCCGGCACGAGUGCUACCUCAAGCGCCACCGGCUGCUGCAUGGCACUGAGCGCCCCUUCCCCUGUCACAUCUGCGGCAAGGGCUUCAUCACGCUCAGCAACCUCUCGAGGCACCUGAAGCUGCAUCGGGGCAUGGACUGACACAACCAGGCCAAGCCCCAACCUAAACCCAACCACCUGGACUCAGGGCCCGGGCCAGGGGACCUCAGGACUGUGAGUGAGGCCCCGGCCUUCCAGUCCACACAAAGGCCCUGAGAUGAGGAGACCCUGACUGGAGAGAGGGGGGCCACCAAAAACCCAUACAGGCCUCUGAGCUGGAGGACCACAGAUAAACGGAGAGACUCUUCAGCAAAGGGGUCCAAGAACAUAUUAGUUGUGGGCCCCUAAAUCUACGGAGACACACCGGAACUUGGGACUCCUGGAAUACAUGUGGGCACCUCCAAAUCAACAGGCCACUAAGAUGUGGGGACCUAGGAAUGAGAAAUGGGCCUCCACAGGUACCUGUCAUCUUGAGGGCCCUAAUAAUAAAAGAUGGGCAUGUACACACCCCCAAGGGAAGACUGCCCCACUCCCAGAGAGCAGUCAUUCCCAACGACCUUGAUCUGGAGAAUGGGGGGAGCCAUGACCCCCAAUUUUCCUGGAUCCCCUCCAAAUGCUACCCACCAGAAUCACUGGUGCUCCCAGAAAAUGGAUAUAGCCAAAAUCUGCCUUUCCCCCAUUUCAUUCCCUAUGCUGAAAGAGGACCAGGUUAGAUGCCCCCUGCACUCAACUCCCCGGACCCUCUAAUUAGGUUUCCCUCACCUACUGCAGAAUGGAUCCACCCUAAUGAUCUUCUCCCACCCCCAAACACUAGAAUAGACUGGUCCAAAAUCCCCUUGCCCAGUAGGAUGGACUGAUCCAUAUGCUCACACACCCCUGUCCACUUGGAACAGGCUGGUCCAGGUUGCGCUUCACCCUCCUUAGAGUGAAUAGGGCAGACACUCCUUUUCCUGUAGAGUGUGGACCAGUCUACGUCAUUCCUCAUCCUGUGAACUCGUCUGAGUGGGAGGUGGUGGACAUUGGGAUUUCCCUCCCCCUCUACUGUAGUACCUGUCAGUCUUUCCAUCUCUGUUGGUUUGUCUGUCUCUGUGUUCCAACCCCGGGAGGAAGGGGGAACUUGGCUAGGGGGUUGCCCCCUGUGAUCCUCAACCUCACCCUCUCGUUCCACUCCCAAUGUCUCCAGGACCCCAAUAAACCUUGUCCUGUCAGUUCA
This is a messenger RNA of Cynocephalus volans (Philippine flying lemur), 3161 nucleotides long. RefSeq names its product FLT3 interacting zinc finger 1 (gene FIZ1). The transcript has 3 exons. The record is from RefSeq and is a predicted model, not a curated record. Lineage: Eukaryota; Metazoa; Chordata; Mammalia; Dermoptera; Cynocephalidae. The coding region runs from base 533 to 2050 and encodes 505 amino acids.